AUGUAUUCCAGUCAAACAAUUAUCUGGGUCUAUGCCCUGAUCACGACGAUAAUCGCCCCGGCACUGACAUUGCCUACGUCUUCAGGAACAACCAACGCCUCCUCUAUAUCGACUGUCUUCCAGUUCAAUCACAACGGGACAUGGCUCGAAAAUAUUGCAGUCCGACCUAACGGGAAACUCCUUGUCACACGCCUUGAUGCUCCCGAACUGUGGCUGAUUGACCCAGCCAACCCCAACGCUGCGGAAGCGGGGUCCCUGUUUUACAGCUUUGCCAAUGCCACUAGUCUGCUGGGUAUCACGGAAAUUAACCGAGACGUCUAUGCAGUGGUAGCAGGCAAUUUCUCCAUUGCCAGCGUCGCAAGCACCCUCGGUUCAUACGUGGUCUGGAGACUCGAUGCCUCCGGUAGCGCUCGACCAUCAGCAAGUGUUCUGGCACGAAUCCCCGAAGCCGAGUUCCUGAAUGGCAUUGUGCGGUUCGGCCAGAACACGCUUCUCAUCACAGACUCCGCCAAGGGCGUCAUCUGGCGUCUGGAUAUGAGCACGGGUCAAUACUCCCAGGCACUGUCUGAUCCCUCGAUGCUCCCCGCUGCGGGCCAGCCAUACGCUGUCGGUGUGAAUGGCAUCGACGUGCGCGGGAAGUAUGUCUAUUACACGAGUACCACACAGAUGUUGUUCUGUAGAGUCCCUGUGAAUAGCAUGGCCUCCGCGACGGGCCCCGUUGAGGUCAUCACCAGUGGCAUUACUCCCGAUGACUUUAUGCUCGGGAGCGAUGGGACAGCGUACAUCACGACAAACCCGGACAACGGACUGGUGAAGGUUGACCCGAAAGGUAGGGUGAAGUUGGUGGCUGGAAAUCAGUUCACCAUCGCUGUUGGCGGAUCCACGGCGGUUGCCAGCAAUCAAGAUGGAUCAGUCCUUUAUAUCACAACCAGCGGGGGACAGUUUUCACCCAUCCUGGGUACGCUCAUUGAGCCGGCCAAAGUUGUGGCCAUUCAUCUAUAG
Aspergillus thermomutatus is the source of this 1002-nucleotide messenger RNA. RefSeq lists its product as uncharacterized. NCBI's taxonomy places the organism in Eukaryota, Fungi, Ascomycota, Eurotiomycetes, Eurotiales, Aspergillaceae. The transcript has a single exon. The coding region runs from base 1 to 1002 and encodes 333 amino acids. The record is from RefSeq and is a predicted model, not a curated record.